Messenger RNA from Hypomesus transpacificus, 2073 nucleotides. RefSeq names its product metaxin 1a (gene mtx1a). Lineage: Eukaryota; Metazoa; Chordata; Actinopteri; Osmeriformes; Osmeridae. Gene Ontology annotation, biological process: mitochondrion organization. The coding region runs from base 10 to 981 and encodes 323 amino acids. The record is from RefSeq and is a predicted model, not a curated record. Gene Ontology annotation, cellular component: SAM complex. The transcript has 8 exons.
UAAUUCAAGAUGGCUGCCCCCUGUGAGCUUUACUGUUGGGACGGAGAUUGGGGUUUACCUUCAGUCAAUACGGAGUGUUUGAUUGUAUUGGCAUAUGCCAAGUUUGCCGGAGCACCACUCAAGCUUCACAAGAACAAUUAUCCCUGGAGAAGUCCCACUGGCAGCCUGCCUGCCUUGAAGACCAGCCACAAUGGGAGUCUUUCAAGGCCCAAUGACAUCAUCAUCCAUCUCAGGAAGCAGAAAUACAAUGCAGACUAUGACUUGUCGGCCAGGGAGGAUGCAGACACCCUGGCCUUCAUCUCUCUCCUGGAAGAGAAACUUAUGCCUGCUCUGAUCUACUUUCUGUGGAUUGAUCCCAAGAAUUAUGCGGAGGUUACUCGUCGCUGGCACGCUGAUCACAUGCCCUUCCCCCUGAACUUCUUCCUGCCUGGUCGAAUGCAGCGGCAGCAGCUGGAGAGACUACGUCUCAUCAGGGGAGAAAAGGAACUGGAGGCGAGUGAGGAGACAGAAAAGGAGCUGUACCGUGAGGCUCUGGAGUGUUUGAAUCUUCUCUCUCAGCGUCUGGGAUCUAACAAGUUCUUCUUUGGCGACUCGCCUUCAUCUCUGGAUGCGUUUGUGUUUGGUCACCUGGCACCUCUCUUGAAGAUGAAACUGCCCAAAGCAAGGCUCCAGCAGCACCUCCAAUCACUCGACAAUCUGACCCACUUCUGCUCCAACAUCCUGCUUCUUUACUUCCCAGGCGAAGGGCGGGAGGGCUUCAGUCGCAAGGUGUCCUCCCAACCUGAAGGGGGCGAAGUUGACCACGUGCCCAACAAGAAGCGCAAGCAGUUGCUUUCUGUCCUAGUGGCUCUGGGUGCAAUGCUGAGCUAUGCACUCCUAUCAGGGAUUGUCUCCAUCCAACAUGUCCAGCAGGAGCCUCUGGAUGGCUUCACGACCCUCCGCUCACUGUCCCCCCUUGAAGGAGAUGAAGAGGAGGGCUGAUGAGAUGUAGAGAGAGGUCUACUUCCAGACCGGUCACCUGCCCGAUGGCUCCCAUUCAUUCCUGGGCAAGGAAUCUGUUUUGAAGUAGGCCUACUAUGAUGGCAGUUCUCAUCUUUCCAGAGAAGAAAGGUGUGGAUAACUAAAGAAUAUAACUCAAAAUAUGAUUAAAUGUGCACCUGGGGUCCAGCAUGCAAUAUACUUUCGCACUGGUGUUUAAAUGCAAUUUCUUAACAAUUUAAAACAGAAUUAUAAUUUCUGAAACAUACGGGGUAUAACAUUUGUUCCGGUGCUUGCUAUACGUUUUGCAUCACUUUAAAUGUAAUUUUAUCUUCUUUAAAUAACUUUGUUUACAUGCUGUUUUAUAUGGAUGUCUAUAUCAGAGAGAAUAGGUAUGUAAAUGAGAACAUCUGAUUGUUGUUGUUUUCGUAAAGCCUUGAGCCUUCAUAUAAUGGGAACUUGCCAAAAUUACCACUGUUUUGCAUUGAUUGUUUCGUUAAGUACAAGAUAGAACCUAAAAAUAAAAGAGAUAUAAGGAGGGAGAUGGGGGGUCUAUCCACCAUGGCAUAGCUGAUUUAGCCUUGAAAUUAACAUUAUUUCCAGCGGAAUAAGAUUGUCCUAAAAGCACCAGGCCUACGUGUCUCUUGAAAACUGGCCAUAUUCCCAUCAUUACAACACGUCAGUCUUCGUUCCAUAAACUUGGAAAAGGAGAAGAGCUUGUUAUUACUUUAAUGUUCCUACAUCUUUGCCUUCUGUGAAUGGUUCCGUGCUUCUAGGCAGACAUACGGUAGCAAAUUACCGUGAAACCUAUAAUUUACAUAGCAAAUAUGUGAUUGUCUUUGCGUUCUGUUAUAGAAUGAAAAAAGCUUACAUUUUGGCCACAUCUGAUGCUACCCUACGUCAAGCAUAAAUCUCCCAACAACGUUUUUUUUGUUGCUCCCCCGUGUACAGAAGUUGUGGCUGCCAAAAUGCUGAAGUAGGCUAUGUCAUGGCGUGUAUUUUUAAGGGAUUGUUUUUCUUAUGAAAAAUGAUUUAAUACCAAAACUUGCAUUUUACAUUUAAGAUGUUUUCUUUGAAUAAAUGAGUUACAUCUAA